Molecule: messenger RNA, 2488 nt
Organism: Phyllopteryx taeniolatus (common seadragon)
Lineage: Eukaryota; Metazoa; Chordata; Actinopteri; Syngnathiformes; Syngnathidae
Product: heme-binding protein 1-like
Exons: 4
Coding region: 261-836 (191 amino acids)
Source: RefSeq, a predicted model, not a curated record
AUGAGAGCGGCGAGCAUCUCCAACUUGCGGCGGCAGAAUGAGCACGCAUAAGCAUGUGUUGAUGAGGAGGCUGCAACCCGACAAGCGGCGCGUGCACUUGAGAACCAAGUGCAUCCCCAAACAGGUUCAGACGUGUCCGAUUGGAAUUGAAGCAACAUUUGGCUACCGGUCGAGUGAUUAGGGUGAUAAAGAAGAGUUGAGGCACAAAAGGUCAAAAAAAAAAAAAAAAAGAAAAAAGAGUGACGCUAGAGAGGAGCGACAUGUUUGGAAUGAUCAAGAAUUCACUCUUCGGAAACACCGAGGAGACAGAAUAUAAACUACUAAGCACAGAGACCAAGGAUGGAGUAAGCUUUGAGGUACGGCGCUAUGAUGCCGCCAAAUACGCGGUUGUUUCCUCUGAGGGGCGCACUUACGACCAGGUGACAGGGGAGCUGGUGAGGAAGCUGCUCAUGUACAUCGGUGGAUGCAAUGAACAAGGUGAGGCGAUGGGUACAGCAGCGCCCACCAUCAUCACGGUCUACCCUCGGAAUGACGGUGUUCUAUCCCGUCGUUUGGUGGUUGCCAUCCGCAUACCUACCUUCUACCAGCAAAGCCCCCCGACGCCCACGGACAAUACUAUUAGAGUCGAGGAUCGGCCUGGCAUGACUGUCUAUACACUGCAAUUUGGAGGUUUCGCAGGUGAGAGUGAGUACCGUGCUGAGGCCUUACGUUUGACACGCACCCUGGGCGAGACGGCCCCAUUCCAGCGCAAGCAAUACUUCUGUUGCAGCUACGACUCGCCAAUCAAACCUUACGGCCGCCGCAAUGAGGUGUGGUUCAUACAGGAAGAGCCGUAGGGACCUACUUGCCCAUUCUGAUAUCCAACCAUGGUGACCCCUUCAAUGACACUCCCGCAGCUCUAACUCUUGACUGGAGAAAAUAGACAGUACUGUGACUUUAAUAUUUUUAUUUUUAUUAAAGACAUUCCUGACUAUGCUAAAGAACACAAGAUUAGGAGUAUGUUUGUGAGUCACAAAUGUACAGUUCACUGUGUAUUCAUAGCAAAAAGAAACAUCAAUGUCUGAAAAAUAUAAAAAUAAUCAAUAUAAACUCUGUCAUUGUCUUACGGGUGUGAGCUAGAAGUCUGAGAUACAGAAAACCAGAGAUGAGUCUAUAGACUAUUGAGCGUACUGUAGGGGGCUUUGUCUACAUACCUUUCAGGUUGUCAUGAAAGCAACACAGAAUUGCAGUUUUAAAGCAAUAAUUAAAAAAAAUUCCUGUUUUUCAAUGAGGAACUGGAAAUAAACCGGAGGUUAAGCCAUAAAAUAGUGCUUAUGUAAUAUUGAGUGAAUGGCACCAUAGCUUUCUAGCUGUUUGUAUUGUGGUCAUCAAAUAUUUUGUGAUCGUGAUUUUCAACACUUUUUCAGGUAGUUGUGCAAUAUCCAUUUUUAUUUACAUCCCUGAAAAUGUUAGUGAUACAUCUGUGGUGUGACUAUCUGUGACAAGAGGGAAUACUGUAAGGGUAUACUCAUCUCUCAGAAACAAAGAAAUAUUUGGUUAUAGUCUUAUUUCAUUUCUCACACAGAGCAGGAACAGCAAAUGUGAAUCAUUUGAUUAUUGUGGUAUUUUUUUUUUCUUGUAAGGUUAUUUAAAGACAAAGAAAGUCAAAUAAAUUAAGAGAACCCUGAAAUAUUGGCUACAAUUGUUUCGUGUGUGGACAACCGUGAUUCUACAAGGCUUUUUUUUUUGCAGAUUUGCUUUACAGUAGCGUAAUUCUCGUGUUCACACUCAAGGCAAAAUACACCGCCUCUCUUAUGUAGAAGAAAUGUGUACAAAUAAAAAAAAUAACUGCUGAGGCGCAGGAAAUACUAUAUUCAAUAAAUGACAACUUUAUUAGAUUUCAGUUAACAAAAUUCAGGCAAGCGUUACUAAUUUACAGACAUUUCAAGAUUAAAGCAAACUUAGAUCCACGCCAAGAAAAUCAUUUUAGGUGUGCAAAGACCUUUAACUAGGUGUUAACUGCUUAACAAUAAUAAACGGUUAGCCCUCUGGAGUUUUACCAGGUGAAACACUGCUGUUCUCCAAAUGAUGCAGCCUGGUCACCGCAUACUGGCUCUAUUACAAGGAUGGUUUCAGCUUGCCUUUGCAUACAUGAAUACAAAAGAGGGUAAGAGCACAGGGUCACUCAUGCAAGUCCUACUUUUCCACUAGAACCUUUGGAAACUGGGAAUAUUGCACACUUUUGAAGACGUGCAUUUCAAUGAAUACAGCAAAAAUGUGCAAUUUGGGUUAUCUAGAAAAUUUAAUUACUGUUAAUGAUGGAGAGCGGGAUAGUCUUGGUCACAUAUACUGUAGGAUAUGCUAUUAAUAUCGGGAUAGUCUUGGUCACAUAUACUGUAGGAUAUGCUAUUAAUAGCCAAAAGUAUGACAAUCAGGAUAUAUGGAGGCCAUAAAUGUACCACUAAAAUCUAUUCAACCCACUCCUGCUAUUGUACACGAAUAACAAACA